AUGUCGUUCAGCUUGGCCGCGUGCGCGGCGUCGUGCGCCGCGCUGCUGCACCGGCCGCAGCCGUCGUGCACGGCGAUCGGGCGCUCGCCGACACCGCGCAUGCAGGGCGCCGCGGGGGCGCCCAGGGACCGCGGCGCUGAGCGGAAAACUGCAGCGGAGGACGAGCGCGACCUGACGUGGUUUUACGCCUCCGACGACUCUCAAAAGGUCUUCUCGGACUACGAGUGGGAUCCGGACUUCCCCGGCACAUUCAAGCCGGGCCUGAAGCGCGAGAAUUACGACUUUGACGAAGUGGUCGAGAUGUGGAAGGACCGGCCGAACGAGAAUACGCUGCACCUGCCGCUCAAGCCGCCCGAGCGCAUCCUCGACUGGCUUGCGCGCAAGGGGCUGCUCUCUGAGCCGGAGCAGGAGGGGGAGGAGGGCGCGCGCGCGGAGAGUGGGCUGCUCGACGAGGAGUUCGACCUGGACGAGGCAGACGAGGAGGGUGGCGGGAUGGGCGACGCGCCGCUCAUCGACCAGAAGGAGCUCGGCGGCGCGACCAUGUCUGACUUUUUGUAA
Molecule: messenger RNA, 558 nt
Organism: Emiliania huxleyi CCMP1516
Lineage: Eukaryota; Haptophyta; Isochrysidales; Noelaerhabdaceae
Exons: 2
Coding region: 1-558 (185 amino acids)
Source: RefSeq, a predicted model, not a curated record